Molecule: messenger RNA, 2740 nt
Organism: Elgaria multicarinata webbii
Lineage: Eukaryota; Metazoa; Chordata; Lepidosauria; Squamata; Anguidae
Product: zinc finger protein 684-like
Exons: 6
Coding region: 4-1968 (654 amino acids)
Biological process (GO): regulation of transcription by RNA polymerase II
Molecular function (GO): DNA-binding transcription factor activity, RNA polymerase II-specific; RNA polymerase II cis-regulatory region sequence-specific DNA binding
Source: RefSeq, a predicted model, not a curated record
AAAAUGGAGGAGAGGUUAGAAGCCUCAGGGAAGGCCCCACACGUUGUCAAGGUGAUGUGUUUGAAGGAGUUGCCAAAGCAGGCAGCACCACAAAAUGGUAUGCAGCAACCUGGAGAUAGUUUGCCACAGCGAUGGAUGGCCCAGUGUCAAGAGUUCUUGAAGGCGUUGGCUUGCCAUUGCUCGGGAUGGGGAAACUCACCAAAGCUUGGGCCUUGGGCCAAUACCAAGGCCUUUCUGGAGUCUUUUGAGCAAGUGGCCGAAGCUUGCCAAUGGCCUUCAGGAGAGUGGGCGGCCCGGCUCCUGCCGGCAUUGAGUGGAGAAGCCAAACAGGCCUUUAACAACUUGGAAGCUAGAGACAGAGAGGACUAUGGGAAAGUGAAGGCGGCCAUCUUGCGAGGGGAAGCCAACCGGAUGGAGACACUGCGACAGCACUUCAGGCAAUUCCGCUACCAAGAGGUCGAGGACCCAGGGAGGAUUUACGGACAGCUCCGGGAGCUUUGCCACCAGUGGCUGAAGCCGGAAACACACACCAAGGAGCAGAUCCUGGAGCUGCUGAUCCUGGAGCAGUUCCUAGCCAUCUUGCCCGAGGAAAUCCAGAGCCGGAUAAGGUUGUGGGACCCGGAGACCAGCACCCAAACAGUGGCAGACGAGUUCCUCCUAAGUCCCCAAGAGGCCAAGACUUGGGAAUGGCAGGUGCCGCUGGAGGAAGUGUCCCUGAGUCCUUCAGAAGCAGAGGGGUCGCCUCAGAGACAAAACUACACAGAGGCCAAGGAGGAAGCAGACGAGGAUCUCUGUUUACUCGCUAAUGGGGUUAUGUCUCCCAGUCAUCCCAGUUUGGUACCUCCUCCUGAAGAAAUGGCUGAAGCUGGGCUUACUGAGAGGAGUGUGAAUGUGAAUGACACGACUGUGCCUUUGGACCAUGCCGAGUGGGCUGCGUUAAACCCCCCGCAAGGAACGAUGCACUGGGAGGUCAUGCAGGAGAACUCCGAGGACAUCCGUCCUUUGGGAGGAUUUGUGAUUCCUAAACCGGAGGCGAUAUCCCAAAUGGAACAAGGGGAAAUGGUUUUCAGCCAGGACUCUGAGGAAGGUGAAGCAUUGCCGGACGACAUCUCAGGUGAUGAGGAACCCCUUAAAAUUAAGAAAGAGGAUUCUCAGCGAGGAAGUCGGGAGCCAGAGGAAAUAUACAGCAUGUCGCUGGAAAUAUCCCAAGGGAAGGCAUCUUUGGUGGCGGAGAUUCACGAGCAAGGAUAUGAAUCUGAGGGGCAACAGAGGAAGAGGCCAGCGGAGGGGUGGGUGGCAUGCACUGAGAUUGCAGGUCGCCACACGGCCACUAAGGACCCCGCAAGGCACACGCGGGUGAAUAGGUUUUUGCACUCCAGGGGUGGGAAAUGGUACCGCUGCAAAUCGGGGCUGCUUACAAAUCAGCUUCUUCAUUCCGGCGUGACCCCUUACGAAUGCCUCGUGUGUGGGAAACGCUUCCAGAAAAAGAAUUACCUCGCUAAACACCAGAGAAUCCAUGUGAGACCCAAGGUGUAUCAGUGCUCCGAGUGCGGGGAGAGCUUCAACUGGAGAGAAGGCUUUGUAAGACACAGAGGGACGCACACGGGAGAGAAGCCGCACGAGUGUUCCCAGUGCGGGAAAUGCUUCAGCCAGCGGGAGAGCUUGAUUCGGCACGAGAAAAUCCACACGGGGAAGAAGCCGUACGAGUGCCCCGAGUGUGGGAAAAACUUCUGCCGGAGGGAUUCGUUGGUGAGGCAUCAGAAGAUCCAUACGGGAGAGAAGCCUUACGAAUGCCACGAGUGCGGAAAGAGCUUCAAUCAGAAAGAGGUCCUGCUCAGACAUCAGAGAAUCCACACAGGAGAGAAGCCAUACAAAUGCCAUGAGUGCGGGGAAAGCUUCACACAGAGAGCCAUACUGAAUAGACACGAGAAAACCCACAUGGCAGAAAAGGCGUUAUUGCUACUCUGAGAGUUAUUACUUCGUGCUUCCCUCUUUCUAAAUGAGAUGCUGCCCUGUGUGUAUUUCAACCUUCCCGAACCUGGUGCCCUCCAGAUGUUUUGGAUUACAACUCCCAGCAGCUCUAGCCAGUAUGGACAAGGGUCAGGAAUUCUAGAAGUCGUAGUCCAAAGCAUCUGGGGGGCACCAGAUUGAGGAAGACCAGUGUAUUGUGUUUGCUAAUGGAUACAACCUUUGUGUAAGCCCAUACAAUGCUCAUGUUCUGUUCAUGCGCAUCAGUGGCAUUCAAAGCCAUAGCCCAAGGGCUAAUCCUAUUGCUGGUUUCAGGAUUUUGGAGAUCCUCAGAUGAAACACACUCAGUGGGACCCCCUUCACCUAGAAAAGGUGGAUCAUGUAAGCGGAGGAUUUUCCAUUUCCCCUUCCGGGAGGACCCCUAGCUCCUCUGCACGGUGUUCUCUGUGCAGAAGACUCCUGGGUUCAGUUCCCACCAUCUCCCAUUAAGAGGUAGUAGGUGCCUUUGUAUGUUCAAACAAAGUGAGAAAUGGCAACAGAAAUUAGGAGUGGGAUAGAAUAGGGGGUAAUAAUAAAUUCACUGCAGGGUUGUUCUAAGGAUUACAAUUAGAUUGUGUAUUAUUAGAGGGGGCUCUAGCCGUAAUCCCCACCCACUGGAGCCAACACUAUCCAGACCCUGACUGUAUACUUUUUGCCAGCUGAUACAUAUCUUUUUAUUCAUAAAGAUUGCAAUCCCACACUCCGCUAUUCAUCUGAAAACAUUUGUUAAGUU